Molecule: messenger RNA, 1890 nt
Organism: Venustampulla echinocandica
Lineage: Eukaryota; Fungi; Ascomycota; Leotiomycetes; Helotiales; Pleuroascaceae
Exons: 2
Coding region: 1-1890 (629 amino acids)
Source: RefSeq, a predicted model, not a curated record
AUGCCAGACACCUCGCCUCCGCCAACCGCCAGGCGCUUCUCACCCACCCCAGUCGAAACAUCCAUCAAGAAAGUUCGUCGAUUCGCUCCUGAACCCGAGGAAACCACAACUCGGAGCAAUAGAGGACAGGAUGGACACGCCAUCGAGAGACUCAAGCCCGCCGCGGAUAAAAAUGGCUUGCCUCCAAAGCCCCGCUUCGCCCCGGAGCCUGUCGAGACCUGCUUCAAGAGCAGCAAGGCCCCGAACAGUAAACCUUUAUCUACUGCGGAGCCCACCCCAAACCCGAUUCCUGAGGAUACACCAGCGAGCGAGACCCCAAAACCCAGGAGACGGUUUGCUCCGCAAUUGAUUGAAACUUCGAAGAGGUCGAAGAAGGCUUGCGAUACCAGGCCAGCUACCCUUCCCACUGACAAGACCGAUUUGACGCCUGGAGUUCCUAAUAUAUACACUCGCCCCAAACGAAAAACCCCACGACCUCCUCUCCCCAUCCCCCCUGAAAAUACACCAACAUCCAGCUUCAUUCUACCCCAUGCCCCCCGCCGGCAGCCCUCAAUGCGUCCUCAUCCAAAUACAAGGCGGGGCACCCGACAGGACUCCUUUCAACCCGAGUUGGAGGCUAUACCAUCGGAAGAGUCAAACCGGAGUUCAGAAGAUGAGGAAGACGAGGAGUAUAACUGGAGCUUAAAAGACUCCACGCCGUCACUUACGGGGUCACUUGGGUCAUCCGAGGAUUCGUUAAUGAGAUUACAAUGGGCCAGGACACGGGAAAGCUGUGAUGAACGCUUCUCAGGAUAUCUACUUGCUCUGGCCGCAAAGGCUGCAGAGAAGCAGCUUAAAGAACAGGCCCUGGCUGCGUUUCCCAAUGAAACCUUUCACGAGACUGUGGAGCAUUUCUACGAUCGGGAAAUAGACGGGAAUUCAGAUGAAGACGUGGUAGAGGGUAUCGGGUUACUUGGGGACGACCCCACGCUGCCAAAUCUACAGCGCAAAUCUACAGACGGUGGAUGGGCAGUGGAGGAGAUGCAGCAGCAUCAGGAGAAGCUGAACCGCCUGAGGGAGGACGAAACGAACCAGAAAAUCGCCGACGAAGCCACCAAACCUACAUUCAACGACCCGUUCUGGACGAAUGGGAUGACGAUCAAAGCCGCCUUGGCCUCAGACACGCCAGUUAGUGUGAAGAAUGAGCCAGAGCUAGAACGCAUGCGCUCCGCUGCCGCACCGCCAAUGUUAGGCACAGACUUGACAUUUCGCAUGUGCCCAUCCCCAAAACAGACCAAACUGGAGUCCGACCAGCGCCCCGAUGUGCAUCUCCACCGGUGCGAGGAUGGUGGAGGUCUCUGGGGCGGGUAUUGCAUCGCAGAGGAGCCCGGGGAACUUCUGAGACCCAGCUGCAGAGGACCGCCGGGAAUCCGCACCCCGCACCCUGAGCGGGAGGACCCGGUUCCCUCCGCCCUCACCAACGCCACGACGAAUGGCGACCAUGAUAGCUGUGGCACAAUGCUCUCUUGUGUUGGCGACAGACUGGUUGCCGAGGAAGCAGUUCUCGAGGAGUUCAACGACACAUUCGUCACACAGGUAUACAACUAUCUCUCGUUAGGCUAUCCAGCCCUGGCGCGGCAGUACGACGAGGAGCUGGCUCGCGUGAGUCACAUGGAGGUCGAAUCUCUAAGGGCCGAGGAUCACAAGAGAAAUGCAAAGGGGCAUAUUGGUCUCGUUGAUGCUCCUGGCGUCAAUUCUAGCAAAUCAGGAGAUCAGCCUAAGUGUCCGCGGUGGAAAGCACUCCGAGUAUAUGUCCUGGAAUGGGGCAGACAGCAUCCCAGUAUGUCGAAUGGUGCAAUGGAUCAUAGCACUUGGGGUGUUCUAGCAAGGCGAGGAAGCUGGGCUAUUUGA